This is a messenger RNA of Pogoniulus pusillus (Red-fronted tinkerbird), 2366 nucleotides long. It is a transcript of the gene PHOX2B, whose product is annotated as paired like homeobox 2B. Gene Ontology annotation, molecular function: DNA-binding transcription factor activity, RNA polymerase II-specific; RNA polymerase II transcription regulatory region sequence-specific DNA binding. The coding region runs from base 19 to 903 and encodes 294 amino acids. Gene Ontology annotation, biological process: enteric nervous system development; regulation of transcription by RNA polymerase II. Lineage: Eukaryota; Metazoa; Chordata; Aves; Piciformes; Lybiidae. The transcript has 3 exons. The record is from RefSeq and is a predicted model, not a curated record.
CCAUCCAGAGCCUUUUCAAUGUAUAAAAUGGAAUAUUCUUACCUCAAUUCCUCUGCCUACGAGUCCUGUAUGGCUGGGAUGGACACUUCGAGCCUGGCUUCAGCUUAUGCUGACUUCAGUUCCUGCAGCCAAGCCAGUGGCUUUCAAUAUAACCCUAUAAGGACCACUUUUGGGGCCACCUCUGGCUGCCCAUCCCUCACUCCAGGAUCCUGCAGUCUCGGCUCUCUUAGGGACCACCAGAGCAGUCCAUACGCAGCAGUUCCUUACAAACUCUUCACUGACCACGGGGGUUUAAACGAGAAGAGGAAACAGAGGCGAAUCAGAACCACCUUCACCAGCGCCCAGCUUAAGGAACUGGAGAGGGUGUUUGCAGAGACUCAUUACCCCGAUAUAUACACCCGGGAGGAGCUGGCGCUCAAAAUAGACCUGACCGAAGCGAGGGUGCAGGUCUGGUUCCAGAACCGCCGCGCCAAGUUCCGUAAGCAGGAGCGGGCAGCGGCGGCAGCAGCGGCAGCCGCCAAGAACGGGGCGGCCGGCAAGAAAUCCGACGCCUCCCGCGACGACGAGAGCAAAGAGGCCAAGAGUACCGACCCCGACAGCACCGGUGGCCCCGGCCCCAACCCCAACCCCGCGCCCAGCUGCGGCGGAGGCGGUGGCGGUGGCCCCAGCCCCGCCGGCGGGCAGGGAGCGGCCGGGCCCGGCGGGCCGGGGGGGGAACCGGGCAAAGGAGCGGCAGGGCCCGGCGGGCUGGCGGCAGCGGGACCGGGGCAGGGCUGGGCGCCGGGACCCGGGCCCAUCACCUCCAUCCCCGACUCGUUAGGAGGCCCCUUCGCCAGCGUCCUCUCCUCGCUGCAGCGGCCCGGCGGUACCAAAGGCAGCCUCGUCAAGAGCGGCAUGUUCUGAGCGCCGGCGGCGGCGGCGGCCCCUCCCGCUCCUUAGAAUCCGCCGCCCGCCCAUAGUAACGACCAGGGGCCCGGGCUGCGCCGGGCUCCGCGGGGCAGGGACCCCGAGCCCCUUAAAGGGGUGGGCCGCGCCCGGCUUCCCUCGCCCCCGGCCCGGCGGCGGGGCCGGCCCCGCUGGGAGGGGGGUGAGGGGGGCCCCUCGCAGGGAGCGCUGCGCGGGCGCGGAGGCGGCGGCGGGCCGCGGAGACUGCGCCGGGGGGCGGCCUGACGGCCGUGAGGGGAAAGUGGGAACACCCUGCCCGCCCCUGGGGUUUGGGGUUUGGUUUUUUUGUUAAGCUCCUUUUCACAGUCAGCCCGAGCGACAAAGUGUCUUCUCCAUUCCCUUCCCACCUCCACCACCCCCUCACCGCCCCCCCGGUCCAGCGCCCCGCGGUGGAGUCGGGUCGUUUCUUCCUCCGCCGUCCGAUGUCACUGUCCCUCGGUUGGGUCCUGAGUCUCUCCGUUGCCGCCGCCACCGGCUCACCGCCGGGCUCGGCCCUGGCUGCCGCCUCCCAACCGCGGAUCCAGUCCCUUUGCAGGGCCCGCAGGGCGGCCGGCUUGUAUUUAUUAUUAAUUAUUAUUAUUAUUAUUAUUAUUAAUUAUUAUUAUUAUGAUUACGAUGACAAAGUUCACGCAGUUUUUAGGCAUCUCCGUUUAGGGUUUUCUAAUUUCCUUUGAAAAGGCACAAACUAUAGCUCUUAGUUGAAUGUUGACAGCUAAAUGCUUUUUCUCUUUUUCCGUGUCUUUCUACGACUGUGUUCUGUGACUCAGCUGUAUAGUGUCAAUAUCAGUACAGACUUGUCUAGUUGACCGUAUAAAUAAUGUUUUCCCUUCUCGUAGUCUCUAUGGCGUGUCUUUAUGGAGAAAUUAAAGUUCUCACGGGUUCCGUUCCUUCCCUUUGCGUUUAGAGAGACCAGGUUCAGGCAGCGUUUUUUGCUUUACUUUUUAAUCGGUUGCAUGUCGUCUCAUUUAUGAUCAUAAUUUUUCUUUUUAACCUUUUCAUUUCUUCUUUUUUACCUUUUCAUUUCUUCUUUUUUACCUUUUCGUUUCUUCUUUUUUACCUUUUCGUUUCUUCUUUUUUACCUUUUCAUUUCUUCUUUUUUACCUUUUUAGUUUCUUCUUUUUAACCUUUUCAUUUCUUCUUUUUUACCUUUUCGUUUCUUCUUUUUAACCUUUUCAUUUCUUCUUUUUUACCUUUUCAUUUAUAUUUUUUUUGGGGGGUUGUUUUUCUUCUUUCCCUACCUGUUGGAAUAUGUUCGUGAGCAUAACCGUCAUAAAUUAUGUUCAGGGUUUUCAGAUUUAUUUAUACGUGGUUCAAAUGAAUGCUUCUAUUUAAAAGGGGGAAAAUAUUUCUACAUGUGCAUAUAGUUUUCCAAGAGUGUACCAUUAAUUAAUUGUUGAUAAUAAAAACCAAAAGCAAACAUA